AGCUAUGAGCUAAUAUACAUAACAACAUUCUUUAAAAACAAUACUGCAUGUUUAAUAUUACUAAAAAUAUUUUCCCGUUAGUCUUUCUGCGACUGUGGCGCUCGUAAGAGUAGCAAAAUGUUUUGGUUAAUAUUUUUAAAUGGUCUAGUAGUAAUAAUAAGUGCACUGGAAUCACGAGUUUUCAAUGGCAAUUUAUUGCGCCCAGGAGAGCACGGGUAUCUGGUGCAACUCGAUAUAGAUUCUAUAUACAAGUGUAGUGGUUCAAUUAUCAGUGAAAGAUGGAUUCUUUCUUCCGCACAUUGCUUCUCAUUUCCUGUGAAUAUUGUAAACGUCUUUCAGAAGGCUGGGACGGGAAGGAAUAGACACAUAGCAACAGUAAGCUCAAAAAGAAUAAUAAUACAUUCAGAUUAUGUUCACCAUAGCAAUGAGAUUGCAAAUAGAGAUAAUGACAUAGCUCUGCUUAAAACUACGAAGGCAAUACGCUUUAAUGAAAAAAUUUGGGCGAUUAAAAUAGCAAAAAAAUCGCCGAGCAUUGGUCAAUCGGCUGUCAUAGCUGGGUAUGGGGACAACGAAUCUAAGCAGCUAUUGCCUAAAUAUGGCAUAGUUCGUGUUACGCAGUGCCCUUAUCACGUUGUUGAGCAUUUGGUAUGUUCGUUCGAUAAAGUGAGGGCAGGAAACGCGGACUCUGGAGGAGCGCUAACUUGGCAAGACACACUUGUGGGAGUCAUUUCUGCGAGUUGUACUGAUGCUGAUAAAUUGGAUGUAGAAAAUUGUACGACUGUAUAUGCAAAUGUUGCCGCUCAUUAUAAUUGGAUUACAGACUGGAUGAAUAUAUUAGAUUAAUAAAUGUAAUAAUAAAGCUCGUUUCAUUUU
Messenger RNA from Cydia strobilella, 873 nucleotides. RefSeq names its product transmembrane protease serine 11D-like. Lineage: Eukaryota; Metazoa; Arthropoda; Insecta; Lepidoptera; Tortricidae. The transcript has a single exon. The record is from RefSeq and is a predicted model, not a curated record. Gene Ontology annotation, biological process: proteolysis. Gene Ontology annotation, molecular function: serine-type endopeptidase activity. Bases 118 to 843 code for a protein of 241 amino acids.